Molecule: messenger RNA, 3416 nt
Organism: Trichobilharzia regenti
Lineage: Eukaryota; Metazoa; Platyhelminthes; Trematoda; Strigeidida; Schistosomatidae
Source: the annotation of a GenBank genome assembly
CAAUAGAUGAGCAUAUCGACGAACGACUUCGCUGCAGUUUGUUCAAUUGCUGGGAGAUGUUGUCAACGACCUCAUUACUUUUAAUGCUGAUAACAUUGGGUCAAGGUUAUUUUUCAAUAAUGUUUUAUUAUUGAGGGACUAUUCUCUAUAAGGUACCUUAACAAAAUUAUAACUACUUCAGGCUUAUGUCUUCAAGGAAAUGCCAAAGUAGACACAAAUUUGAAUAUAUGCAAUGCACACUCCAGUUAUUAAAAAUACAUAAACUAGGGCUAAAUAAAUACAUUAAUAACUACAGUAAUAACUAAAUAUUAACUGAAGAAACUACUGUUUUCCCAUUCGAUGCUUGUGAUGUCUUAAGCUUCUGACGCUAUUUACCACUUCCAUUGUGAUGUAAAAGUUUCAAGAUCAAUCAUCUUAACUAUCUGGAAAAGUUCAUUUUAUGAUUCUGUAUGUUUUUCAAAAUUUCAGCCUUUUAUUUUAAGUAAUAUACCUAUCAUAUUGUAACGUAUAUAUAUAUAUAUAUAUAUAUAUAUAUAUAUAUAUAAAAUAAUCUUAUCAACAAACACUUUGAUGGAGCUUACUUAAACCUACAGUAAAUGACAUUUAAACAAUGAAUUUUUGUAUCUAAUCAUAAUAUUUGAGCACGAAAUAUCUCCAAAGUUUAUUGGUUCAAACAAAAUUCCAGUUUAGUAAGUUUAAAUGCUACGGAGUAGACGAAAAUUUUAAUAAUUUACAUUGAAUUUAAAAAAAACCACAAAGCCUUACCAUAUAUUUAGUUGUAAGAAUAAUAAAAAUAAGUGCCACAACUGAUUUACCACUAAUUUCUAAAUUCAUUGGAUAUAUUUAAUGCUUCUUUGUUAUGUUUGUAACCUAUUUAUGUUAUCAGGGAAAAAGUUUCAAUUAAUAAGCUAGUAAUUUCACCAAAGGACUUAAUAUUAUACUACUUACCCAAAAAUAUAAUCCCCUGGAAUUCAUUAGGGAGAAAUUCAUGAAAUUUUACUUUGAAAACAAUCAUAUUGAGACUUGAAAGUCGAAAAUUAGAAUCUGUCUUUGGUAAUAGUACCUAAAAGCCAUUAAAACUAAAAUGGACCGGUAGAUGUUAUGCAUUUUAUAAAUUACUCCCUAUGAAGUGAAUAUUAAAGUGAAGAGCUACCAUGUUUGCUUCGUAUGAUCGAUGUUGGCACAGUGAGAAUGGAUAUUUAAGGAUUACUUGUAAGGCCUAAAGGAAUUCCAACAUGCAUAUAGAUAUAUGAUGAACGAAAAGAGUGAGAAAAUUAAAAUACUUUGCACAAUUAGCCUUUAUUAAAUGUUCCAAAACUUUCUCCUCAUAUCAUUUUUUGACAGAUAAACUCUAGAUGGAAAUGAAAAAGUCAUCAGUCACUUUCAUCACGUCAUUUAUUUCAUUAUCGACAAGAUGCUAAAUGUCUGCACAUACAUUGUAACACAGUUUUAACCAAAAUAAAAUCCAGGCCCAAUCUUUUUCCGUUUUUCACCUGCUCUUAAGUCUCCUCUCUUCGCUUCUGAGAUAAAGUCUUCAGGAACAACGUAAUCUUCAUUGUCUACAUUAGAAAUUCGUCUCUCAUAAGGUUGGAAAUCGUAUCCAAAAGGUAGUGGUUCUGAGUGAGAAUAAUAAACAGAAGGGAUUGCAUAUAGUGGGAUCAUGCCAAUUAAAAGAAGGAAGUAGAUGGAUAACAUCAUGUUAAUAACAAUCUAUGUAACUAACAAAAUCCAUGAUGCCUUUUUAUAUGCACAGAUAGGUAUCGAUCUGGCCUUUAACAAUUUCAUAGCUAAGCAAGUGCGCUACUUAACCACAAACAAAACGUUUUGUUCAUUCUCUUUUCUCCUGAUUGUAUAUUUAACUGGAAUAAUAAUUAUUUUCAUCAUCAUCAUCAUCAUCAUCAUCACUGUCGUCAUCAUCAUGGACGAUCAACAUCAAAUGCCAUGUUGGUAUUAUGAAAAAGAAGAAUUAUAUAAAACACCAUCGUAUUAUGAUAAUAUUGAUCAUGAAACAGAGACACGACAUCGUCGUGAAGGUGCAAGAUUUCUCUCAGCUGUUAGUACGAAAUUAAAUCUACGCUAUGAUACAUGUGCUACAGCUAUCGUAUUCUUUCAUCGUUUCUAUAUGUUUCAUUCAUUUAAAGCAUUUCCACGUUAUGUCACAGCAGCUUGUUGUUUAAUGUUAGCUGGUAAAGUGGAAGAGACACCGAAAAAAGUUCGUGAUAUUGUUAAAACAGCUAGAUCACUAUUAUCAGAUGAAGAUUUUAAACAAUUUGGAAAUGAUCCAAGGGAAGAAGUUAUGGCCUAUGAACGUGUUUUAUUAAAAACAAUCAAAUUUGACUUACACGUCUCACAUCCAUAUUCAUACUUAUUACAAUAUGCUAAACGAAUAAAAGGUAAUCAAGAAAAAUUAAAGGAAUUAGUUCAAAUGUCAUGGUCAUUUAUUAAUGACAGUUUAGCAACAACUUUAUGCUUACAAUGGGAACCUGAAAUCGUCGCUUGUGCUGUUCUAUAUUUAGCUACACGUAUGAGUAAAUUUGUUAUAGAAGAUUGGGAAGGACGUCAACCAGGUCAACGUUGGUGGGAAUGUUUUGUUGAAGGAAUGAGUACUGAAGUUAUGGAGGAUAUUUGUCAUAAAAUUCUGGAUUUAUACCCCGCUGAUGGAGCUACUAAUGACGAUCAGUUUGACGGUGGUAACGUCACCACAAACAAUGGCAGCAGUUCUACUACUCCCUCCAGUAGUAGUAACCUUGUCGGUAGUAGACAUCAUGAGCAUACAUCUUUUCAUAAUACUCUACACCAUGAUGUGAAUAAGUAUCAUGGCGUGAGUAGUAGUAGAAGUGUUGGUGGUGGUUCGAGUAGUGGGAGUAGCAGUAGACACCGUGGAAGUGAAGCUAUCGGAGGAACAAGAGGUGGCGGUGGCAGCAGCAGUGGUGAACCACCAGCAAAACGACAAGCUUUAAUUCGUUCGACCAGUGCAACUGAUUAUAUCUAUCCAACGGCUGUAUAUCCUGGUGCCUCAGCUAGUGGUGCUAUUUCACUGGGUGUAGAGAAUACUAUGCUAAAGCAUAUGGCAUAUCAUUCAUCAUCAAUGCAUUAUCGUCUACCGUCUGGAUCGAGUGUAAAUAAUGUAUAUACCUCCGAAUUUUAUGAGAACAUUCAACGUAUUCAACCGCUGGAAGUAUUCAAUUACAAUUUCUAUACCUCAAUGCGAAUAUCACUGUGUACAGAAGGUUGUAAAUGAAGGCUAUCUCAAUCACACUACAGAGUCCUGAUAUUCGUCAGUUGACUGUUUCUCUCAGGCAGAUGUGUCUUCAGUCUGUUCUUAUUUUGCUUUUUCUCUUACUUUUCAUGUACAUAUUUCUUUGCUUUAUGAUUUUAAGUAAUAAAUUACUUCUUGUCUUUUUAAUAGGAUUUUU